AUGGCCGUAAACCCAAAUGAAGAUACUGAAUUCAACGACGCCCUCCGGAAGUAUGGUAUCAUCCCUCCUCGCGAGCCAACACCUCCGAGCCCAUCACCGCCUCCGUCUCCGACUCUCGACGAUGUCCUAAACGAAUUCACAUCGAAGGAGCUCUUGGAGCUCGCAGAAGACUCGAAGGACGACCAGACUGAGCGUUUUAUUGCGCAGCACCGCCAACAACGGCUCGCAGAAGAGAGGCGAGAGCAAAAGCGAGCUCGAUUUGGCCGAGUUUAUCCUAUCGGACGAGACGAUUACACCCGUGAGGUGACAGAGGCAAGCAAAGUGGACGAGGAGGACGAUGACGACGAGAAGGGAACGGCAGUAGUGUGCUUCUUGUAUAAAGACGGCCUUCCCAGGAGUGAUCUUGCCUCCCGGCAUAUUAAUGCGCUUGCGCAGCGAUAUUCGCGCACUAAGUUUAUCUCUAUCGUCGGCGACAGGUGCAUACCCAACCUGCCUGACGCCCGAGUGCCCAUGAUCAUCGUCUAUCGCAAAGGCGAGGUCAAGAACCAAGUUAUGGGAUGGGGAUCUGACAAAGAACGACGGAUAGAAGAGCUCGAGGCUUGGCUCCUGGUAACAGGAGCCCUUGAUCUUCCGGACAGGCCAGGUCCGAAGCGCACAGGCGGAUCAGAUAAUGAGGACUUAGAGGAUGACCUCUCGGACGAUCCAUCAUCCAGGAUGCGUUCAUCUUCUGCGUUCACCAACGCGCGUCCGCAGAAGAAUAUCAGGUCAUCUCAGAAGAAGAACGACUCGGACUCGGAUUUUGAAUUCGACAUGUAG
This is a messenger RNA of Cyclocybe aegerita, 816 nucleotides long. NCBI's taxonomy places the organism in Eukaryota, Fungi, Basidiomycota, Agaricomycetes, Agaricales, Hemipholiotaceae. The record is from the annotation of a GenBank genome assembly.